Messenger RNA from Haliotis rubra (blacklip abalone), 2301 nucleotides. Its product is annotated as AP-4 complex subunit beta-1-like. The transcript is spliced from 2 exons. Gene Ontology annotation, biological process: intracellular protein transport; vesicle-mediated transport. The record is from RefSeq and is a predicted model, not a curated record. Gene Ontology annotation, molecular function: clathrin binding. Lineage: Eukaryota; Metazoa; Mollusca; Gastropoda; Lepetellida; Haliotidae. Bases 6 to 1637 code for a protein of 543 amino acids. Gene Ontology annotation, cellular component: membrane coat.
UCAAAAUGGCGGCAGCUUCUGUCGGCGACAGACAUACUAUUGACACUCUUGCAGCAAAAAUGAGCAGCCCAGAAUGUUUGAAUGAUUUUGCUUCAUGUCGAUCAGUCCUGUCUAAAGUGAUGACCCUAAGUGCCAACAAUGCUAACCUGACACCAUUGCUGCCCUCUGCAGUCAAGCUCCUGGCCCACUCCGACAUGUGCAUAAAGAAGAUGGCUGGUCACAUCCUCAUUCAAUAUGGUGCCAAUGACCCAGAAAUGAUACUCCUUGCCAUAAAUACUCUCCUCAAAGACUGCCAGGAAAGUAACCCAAUGUUAAGAGGACUUGCUCUUAAAACUCUUUGUGCCCUAAAGCAGGAAUCGGUUCUUGAAUUUGCAGACAAGGCUAUAAAGAGAGCUUUUUCAGACAAAAGCUCCUAUGUAAGAAGGGCUGCUGUAAUUGGAAGUGUCAAAGUGUUUCAUUUCAAUAGCAGUUACAUCCGAGAUAGCCAUAUCAUUGAUCAGUUGUAUUCCAUGAUUCGAGAUCCAGAUCCCCUGGUGGUUGUCAACUGCAUCUCUGCUCUAGAGGAAAUACUUCAUGAUGAGGGAGGCAUUGUUCUCAAUAAGAAUAUAGCUCAUUAUUUGUUAAACAGAAUGAAGGACUUCCCAGCAUGGUCGCAAGCCAAUAUAUUGAUGGUCCUGAAAAAAUACACACCUUCAUCAGAUGAUGAAGUAUUUGACAUUAUGAACGUUAUUGAUCCUUUCCUGAAACAUAACAGCUGUACUGUAGUCUGCAUCUGCCUGGAACUCUUUCUGCAUAUUGUACGUCCACUUCCUCGUCUGCAAAGUGAAGUAUGUCGAAGAGGCAAAGAAGCUAUAGUGAGUCAGCUUGGUUCUGGCAAUAUUGAGCUUAUCUAUUCUGUAGUAGAUUUUUUGUCUUCUCUUUCUAAGACACUUCUUCAGGUGUUCAGUUCUGACUAUCAGUCAUUUUUCUGUCGCUACAAAGAACCUCAGUACCUGAAGAUAAAGAAGAUGAAAUUUCUACCUGAGCUGCUUAACCAGAGCAAUGAAAAUGCAAUUGUUGAUGAGCUGAGCCUCCACUGCAUAGAUGGAUGUAAGGAAGUGUCCAAAUGUGCAGUGGAUGCACUAGCCACCAUUUCUAGGUCUCACCAGCAUCUCAACCAAAGCUGUUUGGAAAAGUUCCAAGGUCUUCUUGAGAGCUCCUCCAGUCAUGUGGUAUCAAAUGUUCUUCAGGUCCUUCAGACAAUGUCUUUCAAAGACCAGGACAGAAUCAAGGACAUCAUCUCGAUCCUGGGCACUAUCCACAAGACUGUUGAAGAUGAUUCUGGGACUAUAGCUCUCCUACAUCUGCUAGGAGAGUAUGGGCAACACGUCGAGGAUGUUCCCUACAUUCUAGAAGACUUUGUGGACAGACUUGGGGAGAUUGACAACCCUGACCUCAAGGAGCAGCUUCUCAACACAGUACUCAAAGUCUUCUUUUUUCGACCUGGAGAGACUCAGUCAAUGUUAGGGUCACUGAUAGAGGCAUGUAUCAGUGAUUCCGAUCGUGCUGUGAGGGACAGGGCAGAGUUUUACUAUAGUCUGCUAGAGGCAGAUGUGGAAUAUGCCAAGUCAGUGGUCUGUGGAGUAGAUCCUGAGUAAAGACUCAGAUGUGACAUAACAACAACUUUAGUAUAGGGGUGAAACAGUAUACCGCGGUAUUAGUACCGGUAGAACCACAGUACUUAGCCUUCAGUUUGGUACAUCAUAAUGCAAUAAAGAAAAUUGGUAUUUUCGGUUUUCAUACUGUCAAUUUCUUAACCUUUUUAUACUUUUUCUAAAAUGUCCAGAACUCGAAUUGUUUUGUCAAAAUCUAUGCAUUCUUUGCCAUAUGUCAAUUUUAUGAUCUCAUAUACCGAAGCGAACCAAACUGAAUGCCUUGUACCGCAAUACGUACCAUACAGUGGUAAGAGCGUACCGUUUCACCCCUACUUUAGUAUAUUCAGUAUAGCUGAAACAUGGUAUAUGUGUGGGAUCAUCAGUUGUGAUAGUGUUUCAGUCUAGGUAUGUGAUAGCAACUGACUGAUUAUUUAUGUUGUGUGACUGAUUGAGAGUGCUUAACAGGGAUGGAGGUUAACCAAAAAAAUCUGCUUGGCUGAGUUAUGUUAAAUACCGCAAUAACCUCCCAUCAACAACCCUUUCCCAGGCCCCGACACACACUGUCACAAAAUGUGUGAAAUUCCACUAGCCCUUCUGGUUAACAUCAGCAUCAACUGAUACAAGGUAGCUCUCAUCUCAAUCCUUGUUUUCUCCAUGUGUAAAUGUA